Molecule: messenger RNA, 968 nt
Organism: Cuscuta campestris
Lineage: Eukaryota; Viridiplantae; Streptophyta; Magnoliopsida; Solanales; Convolvulaceae
Source: the annotation of a GenBank genome assembly
CAAGUUUUCCACUGCGAUUGCAUCUCAAUGUGGAACACCGAACGUGUCAAGAAGUGCCCCUGGUGCCGUUCCUCCUUGCCGCUUGUGCUUCAGUCAGCAUAGGGCGUUAUUCACCGAUCCAACUCAGAGUAUUUUUCAUCUCCCAUUCGACCUGGGUUUGAUAUAUGCUUAGUGGCACUAUGGCAUCUUUUAGAGGAAGUGUCUGUCUGGAGCAAGGAAAAAUUACAUAUUCACGGGUGUGACUGUGGCUGUCUCACACGACGGGUUGAAAUAGUAGUAGUUUAGCAUCAGUUUGUUUCAACUAGGUGGAAAUUAUCAAUUGAAUUUUGAAAAGUGGAUUAAGUUAUUAGAUCUUGAGUGUUUUUCUGUUAAACAGUAUAUCUUACAAAUGCUAAAAUUUGAUAUAUACAUGAUAGGCUUAUUGGGCCACUAGUGCCUUUAGCAGUAAGGGAAGGGAAAUACUAUGAGAGUGUCAGGGGAGUUCGCCUUUUGAAUGAUGAGAGCAAAUUUCCUCUACAUCUUGGGCUGCGUGUCUCAGGAGUUGGAGUGGUUGAUGUCCGCUUCCGGGCCUUCCAACACUGUUCUUGAAACUGUGGUUCAUUACUCCAGAAUGUUCAUGGUCCAACUGCUUGUAAUGGUUCCUUCUCAACCUACUAGCCUACAAACAGCAGAGGAAAUGGCAUUGCUGGCUUAUGUAGAAUCAAGAAUAAAAGCUUUCUAGACCAGCACCAUCUUCCCAGCUCAACCCCUUCAAUUGCCAUUUUAGCUCCUCCUUGCCGCUCAUUCAGCCUUCUUCCUUGUGUUGCGCUUUGUCUGGCAGGUGUUCUUUUGGCUUUGACUUUUAUAUUUGUUGAUUUAUUGAUCACUAUAACUUCACUUUCUUGAGAAUAUCCAGUACUUGGUUAAAGUUAUAUAUUCUGAUGAUGGUGGUUUGUGAAAUGCUCCUCAGAUAAAAUUUAACUGAUUUG